ACACACACACACACACACACACACACACACACACACACACACACACACACACACACACACACACACACACAGAGAGAGAGAGAGAGAGAGGAAGACAAGAAGAUUAAAGAAGUGACACUUGGGGUAAACACACAGCAUAUGGAAAAAUAUGUCACCAUGUCUGGGAUCCAGCAGGCCAUGUCUCUCCUCAUCGCCUCCUUCCACAAGUACUCUGGGAAGGAGGGGGACAAGUUGACCCUCAGCAAGGCCGAGCUGAAAGAGCUGCUCCAGGCUGAACUAGGGGAGAUGCUUGGGAAAGCCAGUGACAAGUCAGCAGUGGACAGAAUCUUCAAGGACCUGGAUUCUAACAAAGACAACACUGUUGACUUCAAGGAGUAUGUCACCCUCGUGUCCUGCCUCACAGUGAUGUGCAAUGAGUUCUUCAUAAAGAAGUAGAGCACGUACACCACCUAGUGGCCAUGAUACAAAACUGCAGGAGGAGACCACUCAAUUUAACAGAGAUUAUUAAACAGCGAAGCAGUCUAGAGUAGUAAUACUGCAGUAAUAUAUAAUAGACAGGUUGAAUCUGGGAAGUUGUCCUUGUAAUGCAAAGUCCAUCGAUAAAGAAAUUAGAUGAGUAUGUU
This is a messenger RNA of Oncorhynchus gorbuscha (pink salmon), 623 nucleotides long. RefSeq names its product ictacalcin-like. Lineage: Eukaryota; Metazoa; Chordata; Actinopteri; Salmoniformes; Salmonidae. Bases 139 to 435 code for a protein of 98 amino acids. The record is from RefSeq and is a predicted model, not a curated record. The transcript is spliced from 3 exons. Gene Ontology annotation, molecular function: transition metal ion binding; calcium ion binding.